Molecule: messenger RNA, 1191 nt
Organism: Eimeria tenella
Lineage: Eukaryota; Apicomplexa; Conoidasida; Eucoccidiorida; Eimeriidae
Exons: 6
Coding region: 1-1191 (396 amino acids)
Source: RefSeq, a predicted model, not a curated record
AUGUGCUGUGCUGCUGCAGCGUCCAUCACGGAGAGCAGCAGCAGCAGCAGCAGCAGCCUCGCCUCCAGCAGUGUGGUCACUUCUGUGGCCCCUUCAGCAGUGGAGACUCGGGGCUGGCAGCAGCAGCCGCCUCAGCAGCAGCCGUGGCAGCACCCGCUGCCGCCAGCCCCCCAGCAGCAGCAGCAGCAGCAGCAGCCGCUGUACCUCGGAGGCGGCAAAGCCUUCAGCGCGUACGCAGCAGCGCCUGCAGAGUCAAGUCCCUUUCCCGCAGCGUCGUUUUCAGCCCCGGCAGCAGCAGCAGCAGCUGCAGCAGGCCCGGCAGCGGCAGCAGCAGCAGCAGAGACAAACAGCCUGCUGGGCAGCGAAGUCUUCGUGAGCGCCCGAGGCAGCAGCAGACUUGGCCGCGGAGUUCAUCUGCCGCAGCGGCAGCAGCAAAGAAUAAGUCGGAGGUUUCAGCUAUACGCUAAAUCCGUGGAUAGCUACAAGGCCAUUGCCAGAAAGGAACUCCUGGAGAUAUAUCGCAUUUGCCGCCGCGAGGACUGGCCGCUGUGUGCAAAGUGGCAGGCGCUGCUGGGGUGUAUGGGGACCAAUGUUGCUGCUUCUGCAGUGCUAUCGUUUGUGCGGCAGCAGCUGCUGAGCAGCAGCAGCAGCAGCAGCAGCGCAGCAGCAGCAGCAACAGACGCAGCAGCAGACCCGCUGCUGCUUGUCACAGACGGACUCCUCGUGCUGCUCAAACUCAUGGUCGAUUUACAUCGCAACAAAAGGCCCCCAGUUGUUGACCUUCUGGGGCGGCUGUUUGUUUGUGGAGGCAACCGAGGAGAAGCUCCUGCUCUUGCUGAGAAGCGCAUGGAGUACGCGCACACGGACAGAAGCAUCUGCCGCUUCUUUCUUUCCGAAUUGCUGCGGCUCUGCGGCCCCCCAUUUGCUUCUUAUUUUUGUUUGUCUUUGUUGCGGCUGAUAGCCCAAGUUAUAUCUACGGAAAAAAGCGCCUUCAGGGGCAGCGAAGCUGAGGGAAGAAGACUGCGGACUGCUGCUCUCUCCUUUGUAGAGCAAACCCUCAGGUUUUGCGACGCGCCCAGCCCUGUGCCCGCUGACCGUCUGGGGCUGCGCAUGCGGCUUUUGCUGCAGGUCGCCGAGCUGGCUCAGGCAGUUCGCCUGCGGCUCCUGGCGCUGCCGCAAGAAGAAGCUUGA